AUAGUGGGAUCUGAAAAAUUAGGGCUUGAAGAGAUAAUACAGUUUGGUGAUAUGGGGGACUCUUCGCCAGAAUAUGAUCCUGAUUAUGCGCGAUUCGCAACGGAGAUCCGAGCGCUAUUGAAGGAGAACGGAGAAGAUAAACAAACGUUCUCCUCCUCCUAUGAUCCGGCUGAUGGAGGGUGGUCCACAUACGUUACAGAUGCCAACGCUUUCUUUGCAGGUAGAAGAAUAAAACCUAAAGCAUGGCGCGUUCAUUAUGACAGAGGCCUCUGCGCUAGACUGGCACUUUACUGUUACAAUCUUCAGAAUGGCACAGCUUACGAUUUUCAGGUUAUCAUUCAGAUACAUGAGCAGAAUCGCCUUUCCUUCACCAAGUCUUUCAUAACAUUUGACGCCGUUAAUCCAUCCGACCCUACUUCUCCCCUCACUUUCGAGACUUGCGUUAAGCAUAUAGAUGAUCAAGUUACACACGUCCCCAAUUUGUGGUGGGAGACUCACAUUUGCAGGGUGGAAGGUAGUGAUGAGGCUGAUUAUGAGUGGAACGAUGGAGCAGUAAAUGAUUAUUACAAAGGUGAAAUGCCUAAAUGGCUGUCUGAUGAAAAUCAGCAACUAUGCUAUGUGGUAAACUCUUUUGCUUUGCGUUUAGUAGUCAAUUCAUAUAUGCACAAAAUCAUUCAUGUGUUCCAUUGUUGACUAUUGGGUGUGUGGAUCCAUAGGUUAAACAAUCUGUUGGGAAAAAUUACCCAAUAUCGAUGAGAUGAAAAUGGGAUUUAGACAACUAAGAGAUUUAAGAAGAAGAC
This is a messenger RNA of Brassica napus (rape), 800 nucleotides long. Its product is annotated as UPF0725 protein At4g29550-like. Lineage: Eukaryota; Viridiplantae; Streptophyta; Magnoliopsida; Brassicales; Brassicaceae. The coding region runs from base 52 to 693 and encodes 213 amino acids. The transcript is spliced from 3 exons. The record is from RefSeq and is a predicted model, not a curated record.